Messenger RNA from Toxoplasma gondii ME49, 1216 nucleotides. RefSeq lists its product as hypothetical. The record is from RefSeq and is a predicted model, not a curated record. Bases 384 to 869 code for a protein of 161 amino acids. Lineage: Eukaryota; Apicomplexa; Conoidasida; Eucoccidiorida; Sarcocystidae. The transcript has a single exon.
AUCUAGGAUUGUUUUUCUUUCCUGAGGGUUAGUCUCCAGUACACUUUCUGAUUGUAGACCCUCUGGCAUGGCUAAUGGAAUAUGUUCUCGCUUGGAAUCUCUAGGGUCGCCUUCGUGGUGCCCCUCUACGCCUUGUCCGAAUGCGUUCUGAAGCACAGACCGUUUGCCAAAAGACAAUCGGUGAUAUUCAAUUACUGAACUGCCGUCCCAAACAACGGGCGUUGAGGCGGUCGAGGAAGACGAGAAUUGACUCCGUUUCUGUUGACGUGUCUGCCGUGAAUAGCACUUGUCGCGACCGAAGAAUGAAGGCGGGACCGAUUUCGAGUUCCGUGCCGGGAGUGACCGUGUAGGGUUUCCAGCUUCCAUUCUACAGUGUGGGAUGGAUGGUGGGACCUCUGCGGAAGGUCUUGAGGAUGCUGUCGUUAACAACAGAUGGCCACGCCGAUCGGAGGCUUGAGCGCUCUUCAGAGCGACGGUGCUGCGAAUUGCUCCUGGUUCAUCUGGUGUUUUUCGAGACAUCCGUGCGCAAGGCGGAGGUAUCAGCUGUAGCAGAUGAGCAAUCGCAGUUCUUUGUUCCUCAUUUCUCAGAGUGCUUCUGUCAUUCAAUGCCGGUUUUCCCGUCACUUGAUUGUCUGUCAGCUGUCGCAUGCAGCGCAGUCUUUCACCUCUCUCCAGAUUCGAGGAAGCUAGAGAUAAGGAUCGGAGCCUGCGUCGAUUUCCGGGACCCACGUGAGAAGACACGCUCCGCACCCGCACAGCUGCAUAAGAAAGUGGGUCGGGGGAACUUCCGGGCUUGUCGCUUUCUGGGUGGGUCCAUUGAGUUGUUUGCAAAUUGUAACCUCGAACUACGGAGGGAGGCAGCCCUCUAGUCACAGCGGGAGCAGGGGUGCCGUAGCCUCCUUCUACUGAUCGUGACCUGGUUAAAGGUGGAUUUUGCACACCCAGCAUGCAUCUGGGAGUCAAGUGCGCGCUUAAUUCCAUGGAAUCUUGGGGGACGCAAACGUCAUUUGUCUGAAUCAGUGCAUUCCUAGGGAAUGCAGACACAUUUCGCGGGACGGAUGAAUCGCGCAUGGAACUAACAGCGCGGGAACUCAGAGUGCCGUAAGAGGAUCUGUUUGCAUUGUGAGUGACAGCAGCCUUCGCCUGACAUGAGAGACUGAGGGCCGGCAUUGGUCGAACUCGUUGAAAAGGGGAGUGGCAGACAAGUUGUUCAGUC